AUGUUCACAACAAGGAAAGUGGGAUUUGUGAUAGAAAAUGAUCGAUUUGCCAGGAGCAUAUGCGUUAAUUCUGAUAUGACAUUUUAUGAGCUCGAAGCGGCUGUAGCUGGUGAGUUUCAUGUCGAUGCAAAUGCUUGGAUUACUAACUUAAGUUACUGGCUUCCAAAGCAGCUGUCAAUAUUUUCAACGUCUAAAAAGCCUCCAGUAGCUUUAAAUAGCACUGUCGCGCCGAAAGGUUUCUUGCUUGUAAAGGAUACAAAGGCACAUUUAAAUUUUUGCCACUCUAUUGAGCCUAGUGUUGGUGGCGACAUCCAAAAAUUUGAUGGGCGUGAGCUUGGGGAAAGUUUUGGAACUGCCAAAUACAUUCAAAGGGAGCUGGAGAGCGUUCGUGUUGAGUCUCAAGUAGUUCAGUUUGUUACUGCUCCAACAAUAGAGACCAAUGGUGACGUAGAUGAUGGCGCAGGGAAAUACUUUUCAAGUGAGGUGGAGGGCGUUCAUGUUGAGUUGGCAGUGGUUAAGUCUGUUAGUGCCCCAACAACAGAGACAAAUGGUGAAGCAGUUGAUGCUGAUGCAGGCACGCCAUCUUUGAGUACAGACAUUGAUGGAAGAUGCGAGGAAGAUUUCUUUGCCAACUACUCUGAGGAUGAGGUUGAUCAGAGGGAGCUAGAGGCUUUAGAAAGAGCUGAAGCGGAAAAGGCUCGUGUUAAAGGCAUUAGUCUCCGAAUGAAGAAGGCUUUGAAGCUUGUCAUCGAGUAUGCAGUCGAGUGGUGUGAUGGUGAUACUCGACUUCCGGGUAGAGUGAUGAGGUCAAGUAGUGGUCUGGCAAUGGGAUGA
This is a messenger RNA of Arabidopsis thaliana (thale cress), 834 nucleotides long. RefSeq lists its product as uncharacterized. The record is from RefSeq and is marked reviewed. The transcript has 3 exons. Bases 1 to 834 code for a protein of 277 amino acids. NCBI's taxonomy places the organism in Eukaryota, Viridiplantae, Streptophyta, Magnoliopsida, Brassicales, Brassicaceae.